Molecule: messenger RNA, 969 nt
Organism: Saccoglossus kowalevskii
Lineage: Eukaryota; Metazoa; Hemichordata; Enteropneusta; Harrimaniidae
Product: C-type lectin domain family 19 member A-like
Source: RefSeq, a predicted model, not a curated record
GCACCACUGAUCAAGUCGGUUGUACAGUUCUAUGCCAGUAACUAUGGUCUUAAGCGGAUUGAAGAUGUUGUCAGUAAUCACAUUUUUUGCCGUAGUUGGCGUGUGUUAUACAAGUAGUGAAGCAACAUACACGAGCUGUACCUGUUAUCGAUACGAGGCAUUCUGUUAAGACGACACAUCAGACUGGUACACAGGUAAAACGCGAUGUGAAAAUAUGGGUGGUUGGCUCGCUACUAUAGACCAGGAGUCCACAUUCGACGGGAUACGAAACGCCGUUAUUGAUGAAGGAAUGGACAACGAAGACUGUCACAAUUAUGGCUUCUGGAUUGGCUAUUAUGACGCUACCCCUGACGGUGAUGGUCACACAGCUUUGGACUUUGAGUGGCUUCAUGGUAUGUGUACUAACUGGACAGAGUGGCAGCGAAACCAACCAGAUGAUAACACAAAAAUGUCCGCCGUGGGUCAAAACUGUGUCCAGAUGUGGUUCAGGAAGAAAGGCAGAUUUGACGAUGAAUACUGCACAAAAUUGAAGGGAUAUGUUUGUCAAGUACCAGAAAGUUGCGAUUGUAAGAUGCGAGAUGAAGAUGACUAAGUAUUCCAGUUGCUAUGCCAACCAGACACUCAUUUAACAUGCGUGCAUAAAUGUUCCGUUAUUACUUGUAAUUCAGUAUUGAUAAUUUAAGUUAUUGUUACCAAUAUUAAUGUGAUUUACUGCGCAUGUCUCCCAGAAAAAUGACAAAUUAUGCAUCACGAGUUCCACCAGAAGAUAGAAUUCGUGUGCAUAUCAUGUGUAUUGCACCAGUAACAUAGUUAAUAUUGAGAAACUCGAAAAAUCUUAAUAUUAAUCCGACCGUUCUACAUGUAUUCAUUGUCAGCAAAUAUUUAAAUUGUAUUUUGAGAAGAACCCAGGCAAAAAAGUAUUUUCACAUAUACGUACCCGUUAUGUUAAGGUGUCUUCAACAGACAAUC